Messenger RNA from Prorocentrum cordatum, 772 nucleotides. Lineage: Eukaryota; Dinophyceae; Prorocentrales; Prorocentraceae. The record is from the annotation of a GenBank genome assembly.
AGCCUCGGUGGCCUCCCUGAGGGUGCUGGCCCCCCUCGGGCUGCCUCGCGCCUCGGGUGCCGCCAUGACAGAGGCCUCGGCGCAGGUGGCACUCCCCGACGUGGAGGCCACGGAGGCCCUCGGCGCGGCGCUGGCGCACGAGGUCCAGCGCGGGGACAUCAUUUUCCUGCGCGGCGAGCUGGGUUCGGGGAAGACGUCCCUGGCAAAGGGCUUCCUGCGUAGGUUCUUCGGCAACCCCUCGCUGGAUGUGCCCUCCCCCUCCUACCUGCUGCACUUCUCCUACUGCGACGCCGCCUGCAGCAGCGGGGCCAACCCCCCGCCCGCCGAGGCGACCGUGGUCGCCUUCUCGGCCGGCGCCAGAUCCCUGGUGCCAGGCUGCCCUGCCCACCACGUCGACCCUUACCGGCUGCCAGUCGGCAAGAUCGCGGCGUUGCUAGACUUCGAGAAGAUCUUUUCGGAGGUGGCGCUCGUGGAAUGGCCCGACCGCCUGGGCGACCAGCUUUGCACGUCCACCACGCCCGCCCGCCUGGAGGUGUUUUUCGAGGGCUUCGGGCCGCAGGGCGAGGGCCGCGUGGUGUCGCUGUCAGCGGUCGGCGAGCGGUGGCAGCGGGCCGUGGACAGGCGAGACCUUGGCCUCGGAGGCGGCGGGCCCGUCCUGUCUUGCAAAGAAGGCGGCCGUGUGGAUAUACGCAAGGAUCAGGGCCUAAGGCAGGAGACGGCGAGCGCCCCGGCUGGGGCGGACGGCGUCCGGGCAGGCGCGACCGCUCAAUGA